CUCCCCUCCGCUCCGAUUCAUCCGAUCCGACGAAGCCGGCCGCAUCUCCGGCGAGGAGGCGGCAGCGCCGAACAGCCCACCUGUAUCUUCUGUGGCUCGGCCGGUAUCUCUGGCUUCUCCGCUGAUCUGUCCCCCCCUCGCUAGCUCGCCUCUCCCCUGCCGUCCCAGCUACCCCCACCGCGUCGCCGGCGCGAGGCGGUGAAGGUUCCGGGGGGAUUGUGGGAGCGGUGGGGAUAGUAAGCUAUGGGUUCGGUGGAUCUGAUCGCCGCCUGCGUCGACGCCAUCCGCCAGAUUGGAGAUGAGAUUGCAGAUGCACUAGUGUACCUUGAUGCAGGCACUCUGGAGGCGUUUCAGUUUAUAGGAGCUUUCCCCUUGCUUCUUGAGCUUGGUGCUCGCGCAAUAUGCAGCUUGGAAAAUGCAUCUCCGCUUGAUAGUGCUGCUGACUGGCAUUCAAGUUUUGCACAUCCAGCAAGGAAGAUUGUAGUGAUUACAUCACGCCUGCUUAGUGAUGCUCAUCGGUAUAUUUUGCGUUGCCUGGGAAACCAUGGAACUAUUUCACACUGUACUGUGUUGACAGCUAUUUCUGAGGUUGGUCACUCAGCAUAUGUAGAUUCCCCACUUGGACCAGAUGCCUUCCGAGAGUACGAGACAUUACUCACUCAGGAUCAUGAGGAACUUCUGAAGAAGUAUGAAAAGUCAGAUGAGCAUAAAGAUACCGUUCCUUACACUGAGAAAGAUUUCACCUCGGAUGGUGAUAGAUACUCCAAUUGGGAAUCUGGGGUGCAUUAUGGCUCUAAUUCUGAAUCUAGCCCAACAAAAAAGGAUUUGUUUGGCGAUGAGUCAAGCCAGCUAGAAACUAAAGGGAAAAGGUUAUCUGUAACUGUAUGUCACUUUCCAAUGAUUUUCUCUCCUAUUUCUUCUAGGACUUUUGUUUUGCCAUCUGAAGGCACAAUGGCUGAAUCAUGUUUAUCAAAUAAUCAUGAAGAUUCACUUAGUCCUGGGCUACCUCCUAUUUCUACUGGUAGAUCUUUUGAUGGCGAUGAGAUUCCCCCUGGAGUAACAUUGACUGCUCAGUUCCUCUAUCACUUGGCCAGUAAGAUGGACCUAAAACUCGAUAUAUUUUCACUUGGAGAUACAUCAAAGGUAAUUGGGAAACUGAUGAUGGAUAUGUCAAGUCUAUAUGAUGUUGGUCGUAAUAAGAGAUCUGCUGGCCUGCUGAUCGUAGAUCGUACACUUGAUCUCCUUACUCCUUGCUUCCAUGGUGACUCAUUUCUUGAUAGGAUGCUGUCCUCCUUGCCACGCAAGGAAGGGGCUUCAUCCUAUCUUGUGGCCAAAAAUCCACAAACUCCAAGCAAGCAUUCUCCAGCUACUGUUAAACGCAUCCCACUAGAUGUAAAGGUGCCUUUUGAAAAAGUUUUCAGCAAGGAAGAUCCUAACAGUAGGACCAGUAUGUUACCCGAAAGUAUCAUGUCAUUUAUGUCUGGAUGGAACUCUCCUGAAGUUGACUCUGAAGUUACCUGGCUACCUGAUUAUGCAGAUAAAGCACAUGAUGACAAACUCAGCUGUCAACAUGGUAGUUUAAGUGGUUCAUUGCUAUCCAAUUAUGCUGGAGUGCGCUACUUAGAAUCGUUACUAGACAGAGGUGCAAAAGAUGGGUUAAUGCUGAUUAAGAAAUGGCUUAUGGAAGCUUUACAGAAUGAGAAGUUAUCCUUUCCAUCUAAAGGUCGGCAAGGAGUGCCUUCUGUCUCAGAGCUUCAUUCUAUGGUUCAAAUGCUCUCAAGAGACCAGUUAUCCUUGGUAAGAAACAGAGGGGUUAUCCAAUUAGCACUGGCUGCUGAAAUGACUCUCUGGGAUCCUCAAAGUUCUCACUGGGAUGCCUUUACAAGUGCAGAGAGAAUAUUAGGUGUAACAUCUGCAGAGUCAACUCAAAGUCUUGCUAGUGAGCUUCGUGAUUUUAUCAACACUAGUACUUCAGUGGAAUCUCACAAGCAAGCUAAUAAAAUGGAGGUCUCGCAGGGUCUUCUAAGUUUUCAGGAUGUUUUACUUCUAACAAUUAUCGGGUAUAUCUUGGCUGGUGAAAAUUUUCCUACAUCAAUUGCUGGUGGUCCAUUCUCAUGGGAAGAUGAGCGGUCUUUGAAAGAUAUUGUGGUGGACUCUAUUCUUGACAGACCAUCAUUCGUGAAGCUCCGGUUCCUUGUUGGCUUGGAGAAUGAACUUGAAGCUAAAGCUAGACCUAAAGUUGGUGACAAAAGUAAUGACUCCAUCGAACCUUCUAAGACUACUGAUGAUUUUGAUGACCAAUGGGAUAACUGGGAUGACGAUGAUAAUACUGAUGAUCAAAAGGAGGAAGCUUAUGGGGACAUGCAACUUAAGUUAGAGGUACGAGACAGAGUUGACCAACUUUUUAAGUUCUUUCACAAUUUGUCCAGUAUGAGGUUAAGGAACCAAACUCUUGGAGAAGGGCUAGCAGCACUGAGCAGAUUUGAGACUGACAUCUACUCAAGAAAAGGCUUGCUCUAUAAGUUGCUAUUAGCUGUCUUGGCAAGGUAUGACAUUCCUGGCCUCGAAUAUCACUCGUCGGCCGUAGGACGCUUAUUCAAAAGUGGACUGGGGAGGUUUGGGCUAGGACAGUCUAAACCAAGCUUUGGCGAUCAAAGCAUUCUCAUCGUUUUUGUUGUCGGAGGCAUCAAUGCCCUUGAGGUCCGGGAAGUCAUGAAGGCAAUAUCAGAGAGCAGCAGACCUGAUGUGGAGCUUAUUUUGGGUGGAACAACCCUUCUCACCCCAGAUGACAUGUUUGAGUUGAUGUUGGGCUCAUCCAGCUUUAAUUAGACUUAAGCCUAAGAACUGAGAAGCUCAGUCCACUUGACAAAAUGCAUCUGACUUCGAACCCACUUGAUUGAUUCAGGACAGUUCUCCGGAAGUUAUUGUUCCAAACGUGGUAGUUCAGAUACUGAACUUUAAAGAUUGUUCUGAUGAUACCAACGGCAAAAGCAUAAGCAAUUUAUAUGCUCUGCAGGUUUUCAGUCACAAGUUCACAACAAACCACACCGGUACUGUUUGUCUUUUAUAGGACAGCAUCAUUGAAAACAGUGACUUUUGAGAAUCAUCUUGUGGACAUUCAUACUUGUGCUGGAAGGUUGGAGCCUACUGCUUUGGGUCAGUCACUGUAUUUCGAGGUGAAGUCAAUAUGAAGUGACCCUGCUGACUACACAGUAAACACCCAAAACAUGGUGUAAUUUCUGUCUUCUGUUGCCUCCUAGAACUCCUCACCCGUUCAGAAAGCAUAUGUAAAUUUAAUUUAAUCGGUGUAAAUGUUUGCUGAUGAUUUGGAAAUCUCUGGUGAAACUGUCAAAUUAGGCUCAGGGUUGUAACUGAAAAAAAAGAUCUCAUUGCUCUGUUCAGUGACUUGAAGUGUACAUUACAUGUACUAUAUUGUGAUUAAUAUCGCAAUCGCCAAAAAUGGCAAAUAAAAUCAGGAAUAAUUUGUUACAUUCCAGAAAAGAAAUACACAUAUAAUA
Messenger RNA from Oryza brachyantha (malo sina), 3518 nucleotides. RefSeq names its product sec1 family domain-containing protein MIP3. Lineage: Eukaryota; Viridiplantae; Streptophyta; Magnoliopsida; Poales; Poaceae. The transcript has 7 exons. The record is from RefSeq and is a predicted model, not a curated record. Bases 244 to 2829 code for a protein of 861 amino acids. Gene Ontology annotation, biological process: intracellular protein transport; vesicle-mediated transport.